AUGUUUGAGGCUGUAGUUGAGUUGUAUGUGAUCCCAGUGCUUGGUUGUGGAAUUUGUUGGCCAGUAGAGGACUUCAGUGACCUUUUGAGGACUUCGGCAACUCUUGUGGACUCUGACGGGCCUGUUUUGUCAAUUGUUUGUGCUCGAUUGGUGAUUUCGGUGACCCCUGUGCUUGCAUCUGCUGAACUUUUUAAGCAGGAAUCUGAGUUUCUAAUCUAUGGGAAUGGUAGAGAGAAGCCUCCAACCGGGUUCAUGUUUGACAAACAGCAAAUGAAUGGUUUAUAUUUCAAUCAGUCUCCUGCAAAGGUACCGUUACAGUCGAAACCUUGUGCACUGUCUUAG
Molecule: messenger RNA, 342 nt
Organism: Ilex paraguariensis (yerba mate)
Lineage: Eukaryota; Viridiplantae; Streptophyta; Magnoliopsida; Aquifoliales; Aquifoliaceae
Source: the annotation of a GenBank genome assembly